CAUGUUGACUUGGCUCCGACAUUGAAGAAAUUAAACCCUUUUCUCGUGCCCUAAUCCCCAAUCACAAACACUGCUACUUUUCUCCACUUCACUAAUUCCAUAAUUCCUUCUUCAAUUUCUCUCCAACUUUCCCCUUUUCUACUCCUCCAAAUCCCUAACUCUAUCUGCUAACUCUUCCAAAGAGCACUUCAUGAUUCUGCGCUAGCUUUGGCGAGAGCAAAAUGCAAGUAAGUUGACGGUUCUUCACUCAGUUGGAAUUUGCUGAAGAAGAAGCCGAAAAUUAUGGGUAGCAUCGAUCCAUUCAACCGCUUGGUGAAACUUGCGGCGAGGGCUUUUUAUGAUGACAUAACUACGAAAGGCGAGAACCAGCCGAAGACGGGGAGAAGCGACAACAGAGGGAUUGCCGUUGUAGUUCUUGAUGCUCUCACGAGGCGUCAGUGGGUAAGGGAAGAAGAUUUGGCUAAGGACUUGAAGCUUCAUACCAAGCAACUUCGUCGAACUCUCAGGUUCUUUGAGGAAGAAAAGCUAGUAACUCGAGAUCACAGGAAGGAGACUGCAAAAGGUGCAAAAGUAUAUAAUGCUGCAGUUGCUGCCACUGGUGAUAGUCAACAGACUGGAAGAGAAGGCGAUGACAAACAAAAGAUGCAUACACACUCGUAUUGUUGUCUGGAUUAUGCACAGAUAUAUGAUGUGGUAAGGUACAGAUUGCAUCGAAUGAAGAAAAAGCUAAAAGAUGAACUAGAGAGCAAGAACACUGUUCAGGAGUAUAUUUGCCCCAAUUGCGGUAAAAGAUACACUGCUCUUGAUGCACUCCAAUUGAUCUCUCCAUAUGACGAGUACUUCCACUGUGAAAGCUGCAAUGGGGUUCUUGUAGCUGAAAGUGACAAGUUAGCUGUUCAAGAUUUGGGAGAUGGCGAUGAUAAUGCAAGAAAGCGUCGCCAUGAGAAAAUAAAAGACAUGUUAUCAAAGAUGGAGGUGCAGCUCAAACCACUCAUUGAUCAACUUGCUAGGGUUAAGGAUUUGCCUGUCCCUGAAUUUGGAAAUCUUCAAGCUUGGGAAGCUAGAGCACACGCUGCUGGGCGUUCAGCCAAUGGGGACCCUAAUGCGAGUGACCCUUCUAAAUCGUCUCAGGGUUUUGGUUUUGGUGGAACUCCUAUGCCUUAUGUUGGGGAGACAAAGGUUGAAGUUGCUUUUACUGGCAUUGAUGAAAAAGGAGAAAUUGUGAAAUCAGAAACACCUAUGAAAGUGUUACCUCCAUGGAUGAUAAAGGAUGGAAUGAGCCUCACGAAAGAGCAACGUGGGGAGAUCAAAGCAGAGACGAUAACAGGUGGUACUUUGACGGCUCCCGAGGUUUCUGAUGACAAAAAAUCCUCAACAGUAAAUGAUGAAGAAAAGAAUAUACAGGAUGAAUAUGUUAAAGCUUAUUAUGCUGCUCUACUCAUGCGGCAACGUGAACAAGAGACGAUGAAUAGGCCGGAGUUAGCCAACUCUACGAUCUCCAACGAAGACUACAACACCACCACCGAGCGGCAAGUUGGCAUGAAGUCGAAACGUGACGAAGAGUAUGAAGCAGAUGAUGUCGAGUGGGAGGAGGUUCCACCUUCCGGUGGCCAAACUAAACAAUUCAAAGUUGACCUAAAUGAAGAAGCUGAAGCUUCCGAGGAGGAGGACGACGGCGUCGACUGGGAAGAAGGAUGAACUCCCAGCAGCUUCAAUCCUACUUGUGCACUAGUUGUUGUAGCAUCUUGUUGUGAAUAUAGUCAAUGUAGAAAGUAGAAAUAUUUGAUGUGUACAAGUAGUAGUAGUGGUAAUAGUAGUUACAGCCCCUCUAUCAAAAUGCUUGUGUUUAUCGAGAUUGUAGUAUUGUAGAUUUGAACUGUAGAAGCACCACAGUAUAUAAGAAUUGCUUAACCAAGUAAUGGCAUUUUGCUUUGUGAUUUGAGAUA
Molecule: messenger RNA, 1946 nt
Organism: Salvia miltiorrhiza (redroot sage)
Lineage: Eukaryota; Viridiplantae; Streptophyta; Magnoliopsida; Lamiales; Lamiaceae
Exons: 10
Coding region: 283-1698 (471 amino acids)
Biological process (GO): transcription initiation at RNA polymerase II promoter; transcription open complex formation at RNA polymerase II promoter
Cellular component (GO): transcription factor TFIIE complex
Source: RefSeq, a predicted model, not a curated record